AUGAUGCCUUAUCCUUCCAUGCUUCAAGAGAUCGUUUCCAAACAAUCUCUCGUGCGAGAGCAAGGCUUUAUCAGCGGUUCCUGGAGGACCAGUGAUAAGACAUUUCCUGUUUUCGACCCCGCAACUGACGGGAUAAUCGCGAAUGUUGCAAGCUUCGAUACGUCUGCCUUCAAAGAUGCCAUCAACUCCGCCAGCGAAUGCUUCAACAUAUUUCGCCACACAUCUGAGCAUGAGCGGUCAUGUCUUCUGCACAAGUUUGCAGCACUCAUACGCAUCAACGCAGAAGACUUGGCGGUCAUUUUGACCAUGGAAAAUGGCAAGACGCUCGCUGAAGCUCGGAGUGAAGUGGAAUAUGGCGCAAGCUUCAUCACCUGGUUUGCGGAGGAGGCUAUUCGCUCCUACGGAGAUAUUAUUCCAUCCCAGCACAAGGGAAGCACCAAUUUUGUAAUUCGCCAGCCAAUCGGCGUUUGUGCAAUUAUUGCACCGUGGAAUUUCCCGAUUGCGAUGAUCACCAGGAAACUAGGACCUGCUCUUGCUGCUGGGUGUACCGUCGUCAUCAAGCCCCCUAGCGAGACACCCCUCUGUACACUUGCUCUCGCGACUCUUGCGCAGGAAGCUGGGUUUCCACUAGACUCAGUACAAGUGGUUCCCACGCGCGACCGUGCCGCCGUGACUGAGCUCUAUACUAACCCAAUCAUAAAGAAAGUUAGCUUUACUGGCUCCACUAGUGUCGGAAAGAUGAUUUCGGAAAAGGCUGCCGGCACGAUGAAGAAGGUCUCAAUGGAGCUCGGUGGCAAUGCGCCAUAUAUCAUUUUCGAUGACGCUACUCUUGAAACUGCAAUCGAGGGCGUCGUUGCCUGCAAGUACCGGUGCUCUGGCCAGACAUGCGUCUGCGCCAACAGGCUUUAUGUUCAAAGCGGCAUCCAUGACCAGUUUGUUGCUGCUCUGACUGGACGUGUGAAGGCCUUCAAAGUUGGCCCCGGCCUCGAUCCUUCCACGACCCAUGGUCCGUUGGUAAAUGAGGCGGCUGUCGCGAAAUUCAAGUGCCACAUUGACGAUGCCAUGAGCAAAGGUGCCCAGCUGGUUAUUGGCGGUCAGGCUCGCGGCGACUUGGGCAAAUGCUACGUUGAGCCAGCAAUAUUAACCGGCUUGACCUCCCAGAUGCUGGUCUCACGUGACGAAACCUUUGGUCCGUUGGCGCCGAUCUUCCGCUUCGACACGAUAGAAGAGGUCAUUGACAUGGCGAACAACACAGAGUUUGGACUUGCUGGAUAUAUCUUUUCUAACUCUUUAAAGACCAUUUGGCGCGUCACUGGGGCAUUGGAAGUCGGCAUGGUUGGUGUCAACACCGGGAAAAUCAGCGCAGCUGAGGCGCCAUUUGGUGGAGUCAAGGAAUCCGGGUUGGGAAAAGAAGGGAGCAAGUAUGGGUUGUCGGAGUUUCAAGUGUUGAAAAACAUUACCAUAAACGUGUAA
This is a messenger RNA of Colletotrichum truncatum, 1473 nucleotides long. Its product is annotated as succinate-semialdehyde dehydrogenase. The record is from RefSeq and is a predicted model, not a curated record. Gene Ontology annotation, biological process: GABA catabolic process. Gene Ontology annotation, molecular function: succinate-semialdehyde dehydrogenase (NAD+) activity. NCBI's taxonomy places the organism in Eukaryota, Fungi, Ascomycota, Sordariomycetes, Glomerellales, Glomerellaceae.